Messenger RNA from Closterium sp. Naga37s-1, 1530 nucleotides. Lineage: Eukaryota; Viridiplantae; Streptophyta; Zygnematophyceae; Desmidiales; Closteriaceae. The record is from the annotation of a GenBank genome assembly.
AUGCACGAGGCAGAAGACGACAAACCGAGCUCGCUCGGAAACGACAACGCCUUUGCCGCACACGGUGACACUAGCGAUGAUGAUAUUGUCGAAGUGCCUCCUGUCACUCCUCCCAUCUCCAAAGGAAACCUAGACCCGUCGCAAGGGGAAGCACCUGUUGCUCCAGUCCCGUUAAAAGACGCACUUAAUGACGCACUUAGUGACGCUUUACCCACUGUUGUGGAAGCUUCCGCCAUUUCUCCCCUUAGCACUUCCGCCUCAGCCAACCCCGUCACCACGACGGUUACAGCUGCCACCGACACUUCCGCAGAAGCUUCCGCCGCUUCAGCUCCGCCCGCUUCCACCGCGUCCGCCGCUUCCGUUCCGCCUCCCUCUUCCGCCCCUUCCGCUUCUUCCACCCCUUCCGCUGCUCCUGCUCUCUCCGCUCCUCGUGACGCGGACGGAGUCAGCGGGGGGGACGGCGAGAGCGACGACGACUGGGAGGGCAUAGAGGCGUCAGAGGCGGAGGAUCGAUUCUCGGCGGCGGCAGCUUUAGUGACGACUAUGGCGGCUACGGGUAAUUUGCGGAUUGGAGAGGGGCUGCAGCUGCUGCUGUAUGGGCUGUAUAAGCAAGCCAGCGACGGGCCGUGCGACACGAAGCAGCCCGCUGUCUACAGCUUCAAGGCGCGGGCCAAAUGGGAUGCAUGGAAAAAGCUGGGGAGCAUGAGACAGGACGAGGCGAUGGCGCAGUACGUGGGGCUGGUGGAGCAGAUUAUUCCGAACCCCAACGAGGGAUCCAAGGGCGGAGAUGGGGGAGGAGGAGGGGGAGGGGGAGGGGCAGGGCGGGGGGUGAGUACAAUGCUGAUGGCGGAAGGAGGGGAGGAGGGUGAAGGGGGAAAGGUGGGGGAGGAAGGGGAAGGCGGAGCGAGUGGAAUGGCAGCGGCGGACAGCAGUGGGUCUGGCUUCGGUCGCCUGCAUGCACUGGCUAGUGCUGAUGUGGAGGACACGCCAGCAGUGGAGGAGUGGGUAAAGCAGCACCCGGAGGCUCUGGAACAGAGAGACGACGAAGGCCGGACGGCGCUGCACUGGGCGGCAGACAGAGGCAAACUAGCCAUGACUCGGUGCCUGCUGGCUCAAGGCGCUGACGUCAAUCAGACUGACGACGAGGGCCAAACUCCCCUGCACUAUGCUACAGUAUGCGAGCACGAAUCAAUCGCCGACCUUCUGCUCGAGAAUGGUGCCGAUCCUUGCCGCCCGGACAAUGAGGGCACAUGCCCCAAGGAUAUUCGCCCGGCCUCUUGCGCCACUCUCGGCCAGCAGCGCCUCGUCGCGGCCAAACCCAACAUCGCCGCCUCCCAAGGACCCCCGUCCCCCCACGCCGCCCAUUCUCUCCCCCCGGACCUCCCUCAUCCCCCCUCCACGUCAGCCGACGGGCUGGCAGCGCUGCAGAUGGCACACCCCCCCUGCACGUCAGCCGACGGGCUGGCAGCGCUGCAGAUGGCGCGGGGAGAGCUGGAGCCAUGUCGUGACGACACUGCAUGUGGUGGUUAA